Talaromyces rugulosus is the source of this 411-nucleotide messenger RNA. RefSeq lists its product as uncharacterized. Gene Ontology annotation, cellular component: membrane. The record is from RefSeq and is a predicted model, not a curated record. The transcript is spliced from 7 exons. NCBI's taxonomy places the organism in Eukaryota, Fungi, Ascomycota, Eurotiomycetes, Eurotiales, Trichocomaceae. Gene Ontology annotation, biological process: mitochondrial respiratory chain complex I assembly; response to oxidative stress. The coding region runs from base 1 to 411 and encodes 136 amino acids.
AUGUCGACUAUCUCUAGAACGCUCAGGAACUUGUGGAAGAUUGGCCUAAAGGAUUAUGGCCACCAAAUGCAGUACAUCGGUGACACCAAAGCCGGAACUUUGAUCGCUGUCGACCGCUACGGAAACAAGUACUUUGAAAACCUGGAGGAAGAACUGCCUUUGCGUACCCGAUGGGUCGACUACAAAGACAAGGAAUUCGACCCGAGUCAGAUUGAGCCUGGCUGGCACGCUUGGAUUUCAUACAUGGUUGAUGCUCCCCCCACCGCCGACAAGAUCAUGCAGACCGGCAUUCGCACCUGGGAACUGCCCGAGCAUCGUACAAACUUGACUCUGUCUCGUGGCGCCUACAAGCCAUACUCAACUGUCCGACCCAAGUAUUCCGCUUGGCAGCCAGUUGCUGCUUCCCGAUAG